This is a messenger RNA of Xyrichtys novacula (pearly razorfish), 8717 nucleotides long. NCBI's taxonomy places the organism in Eukaryota, Metazoa, Chordata, Actinopteri, Labriformes, Labridae. The record is from the annotation of a GenBank genome assembly.
CUCGUUGUUGGGUUGUUACCAGGCAGACAGACAGCCUUUCCAACAUGGCAGCGUCAAGCAACGCAGAGCAAACGCAGCUGCAAGACAUGGAAGAGGAAGAUGCGGGGAUGGAGGAGAGGGAGAUGGAGUCCGACGAGGAGGAGGAAGGCAUGGGAGAAGAAAAUUCAGACGACGAAGAUAACGAUUCCUCGGAAGACGAGAAGGAGAAUGAAGCAGAAAUUCAACGAUUGGAGGAGCAGGUAAUUAAGCACGAGCACGUCCUAACGCUGCUAAUGUUAGCCGCCGAGCUAACGAGAAUGAAUGGAUGGUAAACACAGACAGACACGAUAAGACAGCUGCGUUUGAGUUAAUUUAUUCUUCCUGCGGUUUGAUAGUUAGUAAAUAUAAAGCUAUUAAUUUGUUAUUAAAACGGUUUGUGUGGUACGACGUCAUUUUGAGAGCUAUCUUGAUUAGCUGUGAUGCUAAUGUCCUGUUUGGUGUAACGCGCCGUUUUAAACUCAGCCUGUCUGAGAGCAGAAACUAACAAAGUACAUGAAGUACACACUGAACUAACUCACUUUUACGAGUCUAUCUGAUUCAUUAUACCUUAUACAGUCAUUAUUAUAUCAGAGAUGUAAUACUCUGUUCACAUUCCCCACAAUCAGCUUACUUUAUCUGUGUUCAGGUGAAUCUAGUAUUAUGAAUGUCAACAUAACAGCACAGUGUAUCAUCAUCACAUCACUUUAUAUUUCUCCUCAUAAGAGCUUUGAUCUCCUUUUUUGAAAGCACCAGUUGAUAUGAAUUAAUUGUGUUGUUUAAUUUCUCCCCCACCUCUCCUCUUUGGGAUGCUUCAGUUGUCAAUCAAUGCUUUUGAUUACAACUGCCACGUGGAUCUGAUCAAACUUCUGAAGCAGGAAGGAGAGCUUUUCCGUCUGCGAAAGGCGAGGCAGAAGAUGAGCGAGCUUUUCCCUCUCACUGAAGGUUGGUGUCGUUCUAAUUAGGGGCGCACUGAUCACAAUUUUCUGGCCGAUCACCGACCACCGAUCUUUAAAAUGCAUGACUUGCCGAUACCGAUCUUGUCCGAUACCAUUUUCAAUCAAAUCAAAUAUCAAAUAUUUCAAUAUCAAUCAAAUAUUUGACCACAUACACCUUCAAUGCUCCAAUCUUAUUCUAAUGAAAAAUUUACAAACCUUUUUGUGUUUGUUUUAACUGCACAUUAAGUAGUACUCUCAAAUAUAAGUGAAAAGUUUAGAAUAUUGUUGUCCAAACUACUAAAUUAUAUCAGUCCCUUUAGUCUUUUAUUUUCCACAUUUUAAGAAUUAACAAUACUUGCGCAACAGGUCACACUGCAGGUCUGUUUUGAGCCUCUUACCAAAAUAAAGCAGUAGCAAAAGCAGUAUUUUGCUUUUACAAAUAAAGGAAAUCACAAGGUUUGAGGAAGGUAGUAAAAUAAUAAUCUACAGGACUUGUCAUUCUGGCAAAAGGACUUUCAGAUCUUUGCCGAGGUAGAUAAGAUUAGUGGAUAAAAUCAGUUUUAUGUGUAAAGAUCAGUCGAUCACCGGUCCCCCAAAAUUGAGGAAAUCGGCGCCCAACGAUUGGCCGGCAGAUUUAUUGGUGCAUGUUUAGUUCUAAUACUGUGUUAUAGUAACACUCACCUUCAACCUGGCUUUUCAUUCAUUGCCUUUUAUAUUUCUUUUAUUGCAAAUGUUCAUUUUAAUCAAAGUUCUUAAUGUUUCUUUUAUGUCAUUUUAUUAGUUAUUGUUCUUAGUCUUUUUCUUAAUUCCCAUCAUAGAGGUUUUUACUCCUUUUACCCCUUUUACAUGGUUUAGAGCUCUUACUUAUCUGUUAAUUUAAUAUUAUUUUCUUGUUUUAGUCCAUCAGGUUUUACCCUUUUUUUAUUUAUUUUUUUUUUUUUUACCAUUUUUAUCAUUUUAUCUCCAGUGUUUCCCAGCUAGAACUACAUCUUUUUGUCUGAAAAAGUGCCAUACAAAUAAAGUUGAAUUGUGAAUUUAAUUGUAAGAAGUUCAGCAUUGCAUACACCCUAAAUAGUCUUUCGUUGAAUCCCACAGAAAUCUGGCUUGACUGGCUGAAGGAUGAGAUCCGUCUGACUGAGGAGGAGACGAACAGAGAGAAAGUGUAUGAGCUGUUUGAGAAAGCUGUGAAAGACUAUAUCUGUGAGUGAAUCACAUCAUUAUUACUGCCUGUGAUUUGACACGAUCUCAUUCCGAGAUUUUAACAUAAUUCUCCUCAUACUCAGGUCCAGAAAUCUGGCUGGAGUACGCUCAGUAUUCGAUUGGUGGGAUGGGCUCCCCAGGUGGGAUAGACAAGGUGAGAUCCAUCUUCGAGAGAGCCGUGACAGCUGUGGGCCUUCACAUGACCAAGGGGCAGACGGUGUGGGAGGCGUACAGAGAGUUCGAGAACGCCAUCCUGUCGACAGUACAGGUUUGUUUCCACCACCAGGAAAGAUCUUCUUUUGUUAUCCUCAGCUGUUUCAUGAACACGUGACAGAGUGACUCAUAUUGAGACCACAGAUGUACAGAGUCACAGGUGAAACCAACCUACCUCCAUCAGGGUAAAAUUAGUCCUAUCAAACAAUGUUUUUUAAUUAAAAAUCAACACGCUGAAUAGAAUAGAUCUAAAUGCUUUAGGUGGUUUAUUCCUUUGCAUGUUUUGACAUCAUCUCCUCUUCAUUGUUUCCUCUCAGCCUCCUCCUGGCAGGAUUCCCAGCCGUGAAGAACAGGAGCUGCUGAACACACAGCUCGGGAGAAUCCAUACUCUGUUUCGCCGCCAGCUGGCUGUCCCCCUAAUAGGUGAGUGUGGCGCUCCUCCUGUUCAGACAGCUGGCUCUAAAAUGGGCAGAGUUCCUGUUGUUAGGGGGUCUUAUGUUCUCCUGAAAAACCUUGAAAUGUUUAGUUUAAGAAAUCCUAAUGUUGCUCUUUGACAUUUUUGUAAUUAUUAUAUUUGGUUUACUGUAUUUUUUGUAAUUAGAGUGAGAAAUAAAAAAAAAUAACAAAUUUUUCUUUUCAAGAAAUGGCGGCGACCUACGCCGAGUAUGAGGAGUGGUCUGAAACAGGGGUGGCAGAGACGGUCACACAUCAGUACAAAAAGGCUCUGCAACAGAUGGAGAAGUGCAAAUCUUAUGAAGAUUCACUGGUAACUUUCUUCACUGGAUUAUUUUUGAUAUCUGUUUCAGUUUCCCUCCAUUAUAGCUGAGACUGUUGUGUUUAGUUUUCCAUCAACAUCUCCAUGCUGUUUUCUCCCUGCAGCUGGUCGCUGAACCUCCUAAACUGGCCGAGUAUCAAACCUACAUCGACUUUGAACUGAAGGAGGGUGACCCCGCACGGGUCCAGAUCACCUAUGAGCGGACUCUGGCAGAGAACUGCCUGGUACCAGACAUGUGGGCAAAAUACACCAAUUAUCUGGUGAGUGUGACUCAUUGUUGGCGCAGUGCUGUCUUCGAAGAGUCACAGUCAAAUUAUUCAGUUCGCAUGUCUUGGCCACAUUGUGUCUUGAGUAGAAACCUUUUAAAUAAUUUGUGUAACAGUGAAGUAUCCAUGUGGUUUAAUUUGAGCCUUUAAUACUCAUAUUUCUUGUGAAUCUGAUUAGUGAUUGACUAAUAUCAUUUUCUUGGGGCUGAUACUGAUACCAAUAUGAUUAUUGGUAGUUCAUAAGAAUAAUAACUGAUAAUCAAAAGCAACAUGUAUUUACUGUAAAAAUGAUGAUCUUUCUGUACAAAUUUUGGAUUUUGAAUUUUACAAAAUCUAUUCCAAAACUGCUGAUGUGCCUUUAGAAACUGAAACAUUCAGCAUUAUAUACAAGAGUUAAAUUUAACAGCACAGUUUUAUCACGUGGUCAUGUGACAUCUAACCAAUCAGAUAGUUUUUCCAAAGUAUGUAACAUGCUAGAUUUUGUCGUUUUGCUUACUGUUAAAAGUUAAAGUAUGAUCCAUUAAAACAAUCACUGGUGUAGGAAAGCAGGAAACUUGGUGGGAUGUCAGAAUAUGUGUUUGUUUUUGAAAGAGGCUUAUGUAUAUAAAAUACAUCUUUUAGCUUAUGAAGGUUAAAAUUUCUUGUCGCACUUUUCAGGAUCGUCAGCUGAAGAUCAAAGAUUUGGUUCUUUCCACUCAUGAACGUGCCGUCAGGAACUGUCCCUGGACCAUGGGUCUGUGGAAGAGCUACGUGCUCGCUCUGGAGAGACAUGGAGCUGACCACCAGACUGUCUCAGGUAACAACAAGUGACUGAAUGUCGGAGAGCUAUGAUGUCUCAGGUUUAGGUUUUUAUUCACCAGUCUAAUAACUGUAUGAAAAAAAAACAGCAGACAACUUAAAUGAUGAGGUCCUGAGACGCUUGCUCGGUCUGAUCGUGUUUCUUCUCUGGCCCUGCAGACGUUUUCGAAAAGGCUCUGAAUGCGGGUUUCAUUCAAGCGACAGAUUAUGUGGAGAUUUGGCAGGCGUACCUGGAUUAUCUGAGGAGACGUGUGGAUUUCAGCAAAGGUGAGAGCAGCUCUGAUUAUCAACCCGACCUUCUUUUGUGCAUUUGGAAACAACAAUCGACUUCUCUCAUUGUUCCACGUUAACGACAUUUCUCUUUUUUUGCAGAAUCGAGUAAAGAGUUAGAGGAGUUACGAGGAGCUUUCUCUCGUUCUCUUGACUACAUGAAGCAGGAUGUUGAAGAAAGUAGGUGGAUUUUAAUUGGACUGAGGUUCUUGUUUGUUUUAUUUUGGUUCUGUAGAUAACCUGCUGUUUUUUGUCGCUGUAGGAUUCGGUGAAAGUGGUGAUCCUUCUUGUCUCAUAAUGCAGAUUUGGGCCAGAAUAGAGGUGAGCAGAGUUACAGUGUUUGAGUGUUUUGUCUAAAAUUUUGUAUUCCUAAAAACACUUUUCAUGAGAAAUGAAUCAAUGAACAUUUCUAAUUCUAAUUUUUCUGUCCCAUCAGGCUCUUCACUGCAAGAACAUACAGAAAGCCAGAGAACUGUGGGACAGUAUCAUGACGAAGGGGAACGCCAAAUUUGCCAACAUGUGGCUGGAGUAUUAUAACCUUGAAAGGUCUGUCGAUCUGUGUGUGAUGUCUUUGAUUUAAUACUUUAGUCUAAGAGUGAGUCUGGUGUCCUCAUGGAUUUAUUUGUCUUCUCCUUAAAGGUCGUACGGAGACCCUGUUCACUGUCGGAAAGCUCUUCACAGAGCCGUCCAGUGCACGACAGACUACCCUGAGCACGUGUGUGAAGUCCUGCUCACCUUUGAGAGAGUGGAAGGUGUGUCCCCGUAUUGAGGUCAAAGUUGAACAAAGAGACAGAGCAGAGUUUUAUAAAUUACAUCUUCAUGUAUUUGACAUCUCUAGGUUCUCUGGAGGACUGGGACGUGGCGGUACAGAAGACAGAAACCCGGCUGAACAGGAUUAAUGAGCAAAGAGCGAAGGUAGGAGAAGGGGCCAGUUUUGCACGAGACCAGUCUAUGGUCCAGCUGCUCCAGUCUUACGUUUCCCUGUAUGUCCCAUCUGUUAGGCGGCUGAGAAAGAAGCCACAAUGGCUCGCCAAGAAGAGGAAAGAGCCGAUCAGCGACGGAGAGCCAAGUCAGAGAAGAAGGUCCAGAAGGAUAAUCGAGUCGGGGAGAAGAGGAAAGCAGAGCAGGAUGAUUAUCGGGAUGAGUGGAAUGAAGACACGGGUAAACAAAGAGACUUUCACUUAAAAACAAAAAAUACAUCUGAAUUAUGAUGUUUCUGUUAAUGUUUCUUUCUCUCUGCGAAUAGAACAAGCUCCUAAAAGACACAGAGGGGCUGGUGAACAAACCACAGAGGAGUCCAUGGAGAUGGAGACAGCGCUGUUCGGGAGGAACGCUCCCCCCGGCUAUAAACCCGCUCCACCUGGCUUUAAAAAACCCCAACAAGGAGUUCCAGCAGGAGCCCCGAGGCAGAGCGACGACAAGCCAGAGCUGCGCAACGAUAACAACAGCGUGUUUAUCAGCAACCUGGCGUACACGCUGGAGGAGCCAGAGGAGAAGCUCAGGACUCUGUUUGAGACGUGCGGUCCCGUCACACAGAUCAGGCCCGUGUUCAGCAACAAAGGGACAUUUAAAGGCUACUGCUAUGUACAGUUUGAAUCGACCGUGUCUGUGUCUGAAGCCCUAAAGCUGGACAGGAGGGAGGUGGAGGGCAGGCCGAUGUUUGUGUCACCCUGUGUGGACAAAAGCAAAAAUCCUGAUUUUAAGGUGAAUAUGAAAACUUGAGUGAUUUUACCUUUUUAAUUUUACCAAAUGAAAUAUGAAAUAUGUGAAUGUUGUUGUCCUUUCAGGUUUUCAAAUACAACACAUCCAUGGAGAAACAAAAGAUCUUCAUCUCUGGGCUGCCGUUCUCCUGCACUAAAGAGCAACUGGAGGAAAUCUGCAAGCCUCACGGUGUUGUGAAGGAAGUUCGUCUGGUCACAUAUCGCUCAGGAAAACCCAAGGUGAGGCUCGCAGUGAAGGACUCGGUGUCCAGGUGUGAGGCUAAAAAUAGAAAGCAGAUCAACAGUCUGGUGUUAAUGAACUGACCCUCUCCCUGCAGGGUUUGGCUUACGUUGAGUUUGCAGAUGAAGCUCAGGCUUCCCAAGCUGUUUUAAAAAUGGACGGCAUGGAACUGGAGGACAACAAGAUCUCUGUUGCCAUUAGCAACCCUCCUCGCAGAAACAUCGAUAAACCAGGUUCCAGCAGGCCCACAGUAGACAUGAUGCCUCGCCAGGCCUACGGAUCGUAAGUUCAUACAGUCAUUUCUGUUCUUUCAACUUACAGACGCGAAUCAAUACAAAAGUAAAACGAUUUCUUUUUUUUGCAGGCGAGGAAGAGGGCGCACCCAGCUGUCACUCCUCCCACGCUCACUACACCGACAGAGCGGAUCUGUCAGCAAAGUGGAGAACGGCACGACGUCAGCCAGAGCGACCGAGAACGCAUCGGAGGAGACGAAACCUUUGUCGAAUUCAGACUUUGCCAGAAUGCUUCUCAGCAAGUGAGAAGAGCAGCGAGGGAGUUAGUCCGCCUUCACACUGAAAGCCAUCCUGUGUCCUUACAAAUACGUGUCGGUGAAUUUUCUGUGGCUUCCCUUUAAUCCUGUUCUCAUCGUUUGUUCCUCUUUAACCUCCAAGUUUCUGCUCUCCAUUACAAACCAUUUCAACCAGUGCUUUUCAUCGAUUGGUAGUUUUUCUUUUCUUUUUAUUUUGUUCUCUUUAAAGAUGGCCGACGGGCUCUUUUAUCAAAACAAAAAAAAGUGUAUGAUAUCUGUGUAAAUAUACUGUACCUAAAAUUGUUCGCCUCAUGUUGCAAAGUGUCUUAUUCUGUUGUGUCACGUGAAAGGGAUCUGAGAGAACCACUUGGGAAUAUUUUUUUAAAGAGUGAGCCAAAUGUGUGAAUGUUGAUUGAAAAGGCUUUAUGCAAAAAUUUUGACGUGGUGAAAAAUAGUAACUGUGUGUGUUUGUGUGUGAGAGAAAGAUAAAAAAAAAAAGAGUGUUUGAUGUACUUUAUCGAUGAAAAGACAAAACUCUUCAGACUAUUUUGUGAAAUCUAGGAUAAUUGAGAAUCUCCUGAUGGCCUCUGACAGCACGGCUAACAGUGAUUUUUGUUUUCUAUCAAGUAAAAGUAAAUCAUUAUUUUUACAAAGUACCAUCUCUGAUUUACAGUGAGUUAUAAAUAGAAAACUUUAGACCUCCUAAUACAGUGCUUGCAAAUAAGUAUUAGUUUGUUGUCUUUAUCUUAUAACAGUAUAAAAUCUUAUCUGUAAAUCAUACGGUUUAACCUCGACUCCAGCUGUAGUUUCACAGACCUACAGUCUCAUGAUUCCUAUUUUCAUAUUUAUCGCUCUUGAUGUGGUUCGAAACAUCCAACCUCAUAUCCUCAGUGUUGCUUUAGGCAUCCUUCUAGCUUCUGUACUGUGGACUGAAAGAGUUCUGGGGGUGACUCACAGUAUCUUUGACUGAUAUGUGCUUUGGUUAAGGUGUUAAAAAGGUCAUUAGCUGAUAAAAUUCACAAGUUUUUAGCACAAAACUGAGAAAUUAAAAAUAUUCCUUAAUCAGCUGCGAGUUUCAUCUUUGAAAGAAUUCACAAAUGCGAAAACUGAGAUCCUUACAAACCGGAACCAAAGUACAGAAUCAGAAAUACGGUUUGAUUUCACCCUCUUGACAAACUGAAAUCCACAUUUAAGUGACAUUUCCAAGUAUUCUUUCAUAACAUCCAAGUCUGCAGCUCCCUCUACUCAAGAAUAGAGAAUCUAUGCAGUUUCUCCAUUUCGAUACAUACAGCUUCGAUCAGUCGUUUACGUUUCUCGUUUGGAUGUUGACUAUUGUGUAAAUAUUGUUCAGGAUAAUAUUGAAAAAGGUCGUCAUAGUUUGUAAUAAAUAUAGAUCUAAGUUUAAAGAAAAAACAAAACAAAAACAGAUGGGAUAUAAGCUAUAUGUACCGCUCUCACCACAGUGGCCUAAUCUGAAAAUAGCAUCUAAAUGUUGGUCUCCUGAAGUCACCUUCUGUUUCCUGUUCAGUGCUACAAAGUGGUUGGUGUGAGUGCAUUGCUGUUUUGUAUCAUUUCUAUGGUCAGUGUUUUAACUUUGCUAUAGAGCUGAGAAAUAGCUUUUUUUCUUUUUGCUUGGUUACAGUGUUUAUUUCCUCUGGUUAAUCAUAAUCAACUCAUGUAUUUGGUUCCUGUACGUGAAUGUCAUGUUGAUUUCUUUUUUUUUUUUUUUGGUCAGAACUCUUUUUAAAUAAAGUCGUUAAAAUCAUCUUCGA